Arabis nemorensis is the source of this 1962-nucleotide messenger RNA. The record is from the annotation of a GenBank genome assembly. Lineage: Eukaryota; Viridiplantae; Streptophyta; Magnoliopsida; Brassicales; Brassicaceae.
AUGGAUAACAAUUUCGAGAACUAUCAUCAUCAUCAUCAAUGGCGUCCAGGACCAGCACAGCCCAACAUAUGCCCGAUUUGUUCAGCACCGCACUUCCCUUUCUGCUCACCGUAUCCUCCGUCUUCCUUUUCGCACAACCCUAACUUCCUUCCUGCUCACCUCAACUCACCUCGUCCUGGAUUCGAUUCGUUCACCGGACCACCGAUUAGACCGCAAAAUCACUAUCCGAUCGGUGAUCCAAGACCAUGGCAAGCUCACCACGGAAAUCAAUGGCGACCGGUUUCUGACUAUCGUAGUGGCGUUGAUUGUGACAGGGAAGUUGAUCGGAGCUAUAAGAGAGCUCGGAUUGAUGCGAUCGGUGGUGGUUCUCCUGGCUAUGGUGUUUCUGGGACUGAUGGUUAUCACAGUCCUCGGAUCCCGUGGGAGAAUGAGCGGAGGUUGAAGAUGGUUCACGAUCAUGGUUACGGUUUAACUGCUCCACCUCCUGGAAAUCAAGAUGGUUAUAAUCUGGAGAUGAAUCAUCAGUAUGGGAGGAACAAAUUUAGGAAUGGAGGUCAAUUUAAUGGCGUAGCUCCUCCGCCUCAUCAUCCACCGCUCCCGGCGGCGGCGUACGGAGGCUAUUACGGAGGUCCUAAUGGUCAGCCUCCUCUUCCGGUCUCCCCACCACCGCCUUUGCCUCCAUCUCAUCCUUCUUCCCUGUUUCCUAAUUCGUCUGCAACGGUCCCUCCAUCAUCAUCAUAUCCUCAAAUGCCAAAUGCUUCUCCAUCUUCUGCACAAUUAGCACCAACUCGGUCUAAAGUGAUUGAUGUGUCUCAUUUGCUGAAGCCUCCUCAUCGAUCAACUCGUCCUGAUCAAUUUGUAAUUAUCCUUCGAGGACUACCAGGUAGUGGGAAGAGUUAUUUAGCCAAGUUGCUGCGUGACAUCGAAGUAGAAAAUGGUGGUAGUGCUCCAAGAAUUCAUUCUAUGGAUGAUUAUUUCAUGACUGAAGUUGAAAAGGUUGAUGAGAGUGAUUUAAGCUCUGGCAGUGGCAGAAGCAAGAGACCUGUCGUGAAAAAGGUCAUGGAAUACUGCUACGAACCUGAUAUGGAAGAGGCGUAUCGUUCAAGCAUGCUGAAAGCUUUUAAGAGGACUCUUGAAGACGGGGCUUUCAGCUUUGUAAUCGUGGAUGACCGCAAUCUGCGGGUGCCUGAUUUUGCUCAGUUUUGGGCAACAGCAAAGAGAUCUGGAUAUGAAGCUUACAUAUUGGAAGCAGCAUACAAGGACCCAACUGGAUGUGCAGCAAGAAACGUACAUGGCAUCACACUAGAUCAAGUGCAGCAGAUGGCAGAUCAAUGGGAAGAAGCUCCAUCGUUGUACAUGCAACUGGAUAUCAAGUCUUUUACGCGGUGGGAUGACCUGAAAGAAAAUGGAAUCCACGAGGUGGAUAUGGACAUGGAAGAUGAUUUUGGAGUGCCAGAAAGAAAAUCCGAUAACAACACCCAGUCAGAAGGAAAGGGUGUGACAGAAAGGUCUUACACAAGUGAUAGUAAAUGGGAAGCAGAACCUAACUCCCAUAAAGAAGAAGUGAAAGAACUAAGCAGAAGUAAAUGGUCGAAUGUAGAGGAAGACGAGGAAACAGAGAAAUCUCGAAGUAGAAGAGGAAACUCAAAAUCCCUUUCCAGGUCAAGCCAAGAACGCUCGCGGAAAGGCAAAACUGUUUGGUGGGGCGAUAAGGGUGGAGACGCGGGUUUUUCGAUUGGUGCUGCGAGGAAUAUGAACAUGCCUUCUUUAGUUAUUGGUCCUGGAUCAGGAUACAACUUGAAAUCGAAUCCUCUAUCAGAAGAAGAGAGUCGUGCGCUCGCUGAUGCAAUUGGAAAAGCAAAGGUAAGAGGAAUUUUCCAGGAUCAGCUUAGAGCAGAGCGUGAGUCUUUCAAAGCUGUUUUUGACAAGAGACAUGUACGAAUCGAUUCGAAGGACGAGUAA